GAAAGAGAGAGAGUUUAGCUCGGAGGAGGAUGUUUGUUUUUUGUGGUCUAAACUUGCUCUCAGUUCAGAGGAGGAGGUGUGGGUGGGCUCGGCUGGCUUCUCGGUCUCCGCUCUUCUCUUUUCUCUCUCUGAGAGAGUCAGUGUGAGUGAGUGUGCUCUGUGAGUGAGCUCGGUGUGUUUGAGCUCGGUUUUGAGCGGUUUUCAGUGUGAGAGAACUGGGUGAGAGGCAGCGAGGACAUGGGGAAAUCUCUGCUGGUGUUCUUCACAGCUUCGCUCCUUCUGGGAAUCACUCAGAUCAGAGGUAAUAAAACGGCAAAGGAGAGGCGGAACAUGACGGGCUUUAUUAACCCAAGAACCUUCAGGGGCCAGAGCAUCCCCGUUCAGUUUCCUUUUCCUCCGAACCCCACAGAAACACAGACACGCUUAUCAUCGUCUUCCUCCAGUGAGGUUGAAACUGGUCUGCGGUUGCUCAGUAAUGGCACAGCGCUGUACCUCAAGGGCCCCCUGAGCACUCGAGCCAUCCCGGCUGUAUACAUCAUGGCCAUCCUCAUUGGGAUUCCUGCCAAUGUCGCCAUCUUGGUGAUGAUUGGGGCCAAGGUGCGGACGGUGUCUUCUGCCAUUCUGUACUGCAGUUUAGCGACAUCUGACCUGCUACUUCUUCUUAGCCUGUUGCUGAAGAUGCACUACCACUUUGCUGGCAAUGACUGGACAUUCGGCGAGGUGGUCUGUCGCCUCACCACUGCCUGCUUUUACGGGAACCUGUACUGUUCAGCGCACACUCUAGCCUGCAUCAGCGUGAAACGCUACCUAGCCGUUGUCCACCCGUUUUUUUACAAGAGCCUACCCAAGCGAUCCUGCACCGCCUGGGCCAGCCUGGCCGUGUGGGUGGUGUUCUCUAUUGCUAUGGUGCCUGAGCUACUGGUCCGUCAGACUUACAGUAUCCCUCAGUUAGGGAUCACCACCUGCCAUGAUGUUCUUCCAGUAAAUGAGAGCAGCUAUGACUUCCUGUUGUAUUAUAACCUGGGCCUGACCUUGCUAGGCUUCCUGCUUCCCCUUUUGGUGACUGCAGCAUGUUACAUCUCCAUAGUCUGGCAGCUGAACCACUCUCACCACGACUGGAGCCUCUACAUCAAGGCCAGCACUUUAGUCUUCUUCAUCUUCGUGCUUUGUUUUGGACCCAGCAGCUUCAUCCACUUCAUGCACUAUGUGCGACUCUAUUCGAGUGGAGCGGAGAACUUCUACGCUUACUUUAACGUGGCCGUGUGUCUGUGCUGCCUCCACAGCUGUUUGGACCCAUUUUUGUUUGUAGUCAUGUCCAGGACUGCAGGGGCAAAGCUCUACUUCAUGACCCGCAAGGGGAAAACACUCAGCAUCUCAACUUAAAUCAACUGGUCCACCAAUAAAACAGAUUCCUAUUUACUGAUUUAUAUCUAAUAACUUUAAAACCACUGAUGACUGAAGUGGGUUGAAGUGAAAACAAUUGAUAAUCUGAUUCCAGUAUAGCACCUCUCAAGAGCUGGAUCAUUUAGACAGUCAGUUUUUGAAGUUGAUUUGUUGAAACAGGAAAAAAGGAGCAAGCAUCAGAAUCUGAGAUACUUUGACAGCAACCAUAUUGUGAAAAACUAAAGAAAAGUAACUAUAGGUGUGAAAACUGCCUUAGUCUUGGCGCCGGAUACCACAAGACACCCUCAGAGGUCUUGUGGAGUCCAUGCAUCUAUUAGGCAGAGUGGCUUUGUAGAAUAAGAGGGAUCUUCCAGAGACUCUCAAUAAUGAAAAGACCAGCCAGUGGUUGAAAUAUUAAUAGAAGCCAUUGUAAUCCUCAAUAUGCCGUUUAUUUACGGAUGAAAGCCAGUCAGAUUUUUAAGUUUUGCAGAGAAAAGGGGAGAAUCGCGGCAAGUGCAGUAGCCAUAAAAAUAAUUUUUUAGCAUGUUUAUCAGAUUUUAUCAGUGAUUUAAAAUAUAUUUCUGAAAUGGGACUUUAAGUUUUAGUUUUCAGGAUUUUGAUCUACUUCUGUUCAAAGACAUAAAUGGGUGUUCUUCUAUGAGUGAAGAUGCCUGACAGUGUUACCAAGAUAGAUCGGCACAACAUAUAUAGGCAUGUGGUUUUAAUGUUAUGGCUGAUCUGUGUACAUGUUAAUGUACCUUUUAUGCUGGCAAAUAUAAAAAUAAUCGAAUCUCAACUGGUCAAAGUGAAGAGCUCAGUCUCUAAGGGUCCAACCAUUUGGCUUCGGACUGCAGAACAGAGCCAGCAGCCUUUACACAGAAACAAAUCAGCAGCCAUUUGAAUAGCCAGAACUGAAAAGCCCACAAUGAGCUGCCUGGACUGUGAUGUAUGUUUGCUUGUGUGUGUUGGUAGGAGGGGGGGGGGGGGGAGUGAAGAGAUGGUGCAGGAAGUUACCACAAAGCUAGCCUUGUUGAUCAAGGUGCCCCUUGUACAGAGUCAUUUGCCAUUGUACAGUGUUCAUGAUUAUUUCUGUUACACUUAAUGCUUUAAACAUGUGUAUAAACGCUCUUAAGCAAAGCUAAAAUGUACAACAUGUCUUGUAUUCAUGUUUUCAUCAAGCUAAUAUCUCAGCUACUGAAUUACAUGUUUACCGCAUGGAGCCACUGAGUCUAAUAAUUUGACCAGUCGUCUGUGUCAUUAAACUGUUUUGAAGCCAUUUAAAAUGUAGUGGCUGCUAUUUUAAACUGGUGUUUUAUGUCUGGCAUUAGGCAGAGCCUUGUUUUGUAGAAAAUGUGUAUUUACUCUUUUUUUCUGAUGUGUGUCAAAACAGACAUAACAUUUUAUGAACUGUUUAUCAAUGUAUCGAUAUAGUAUGUAUUUGUGUAUGAUAUGUCUAAGUCUAUUAAAGUCAUACAUAUCUGUAAAUACA
Messenger RNA from Astyanax mexicanus (Mexican tetra), 2872 nucleotides. Its product is annotated as proteinase-activated receptor 3. Gene Ontology annotation, molecular function: thrombin-activated receptor activity. Lineage: Eukaryota; Metazoa; Chordata; Actinopteri; Characiformes; Acestrorhamphidae. The coding region runs from base 238 to 1383 and encodes 381 amino acids. The transcript is spliced from 2 exons. The record is from RefSeq and is a predicted model, not a curated record. Gene Ontology annotation, cellular component: membrane. Gene Ontology annotation, biological process: blood coagulation; phospholipase C-activating G protein-coupled receptor signaling pathway; positive regulation of Rho protein signal transduction.